UUCACUACCGCAGUAGCAGCAACCAGAGGAGCAAGUUCCCAGCAGCCGGCCUUCUGAUACAGACCUACUUGAGGAGACUUCUGAUACAGACCUACUUGAGGAGACUUACCUCCUGGGUGGCCACUGGCCAGUCCUUGCCCCAGGACCAUGCUCAGAGCAGCCUUGGUCUUGGCCUGUUUGGCUGUUACUUCCAUAGCCUCUGAAGGAGGCCUCAAGCCUUCCAGUCAGAGGGAGUUGGGACCAGAGCAGCUUCAAGAAGUUGGCUAUGCAGCACCCCCUUCCCCACCCCUGAAACAAGCCAGGGACCACAGUGACAUCUCUCUGGAUGACCCUGGCUUUGAGGAACAGAGUGAAGUGCGGCCCUUUUCCUCCUUCUUUGACCAGAUCCUUUUGGAGAGUGAAUUAUUCUCUCUGGACAAGGACCUCCCUACCCCCAAGGACUCCCAAGCCCCCGGGAAAGUGGUCCAAGAAGAAGUGACCCCUCCCAAGGGCCCUAUUGAACAGAAGGAGGUAGACACAUCGAAGCUCCCAACACAGGAGGAGAGCACCGGCCGGCCUGAGCAGGGAGCAGGAAAGCCAGCUCCCCUCACACAGCAAAGCCCAGGCCAGCACUGCCAACAGGGCCGACCCCAAGGCGGCUGGAGCCACCAGCUGGAUGGCUUCCCCCCUGGGCGGCCUUCUCCGGACAACCUAGACCAGAUCUGCCUUCCGACACGCCAACAUGUGGUGUACGGCCCCUGGAACCUGCCCCAGUCUGGCUACUCCCACCUCACUCGCCAGGGUGAGACCCUCAAUAUGCUGGAGACGGGAUAUUCCCGCUGCUGCCGCUGUCACUACUAUGCAAAGCGCAUGGACUGUGCAAAACUUGUGUGGGAGGACGCAAUGAACCAGUUCUGUGAGGCCGAGUUUUCUAUCAAGACCCGACCCCACUCGUGCUGCAAACAGCAGGGGGAGGCUCGGUUCUCCUGCUUCCAGGAGGAAGCUCCCCGGCCGCACUACAGGCCCCAGGCCUGCCCCCGCCGCCCGUCUGUGAUAUCCAUGGGCCUGGAGCUGCCUUUCCCCCCUGCGAUGCCCAUGCUGGACAAUAUCAAGUACAUCUGCCUCGCAAGACGCUUCCGCUCGGUGCCACGCAACCUCCCACCCACUGACCAGCUCCAGAGGCAGCUGCAGGCGCUGAGCCGCCUGGAGGUGGAGUUCCAGCGCUGCUGCCGGCAGGGGAGUAACCACACCUGUGCCUGGAAGGCUUGGGAGGAGUCCCUCGAUGGCUACUGUGAGCGAGAACUGGCUAUAAAGACCCACCCCCACUCCUGCUGCCGGCUCCCUCCCAGCCCGAAACGCGACGAAUGCUUCGCCCAAAAGGCUCCCUUCCCCAAAUAUGACCGGGAUCUCCUGACCGUUGACCUCAGCCGAGUCACCCCCAACAUCAUGUACUAUAUCUGUGGAAACCAGAGAGUUAUCUCCAAGCAUAAGCAGAUUCCUGGGCUGAUCCGAAACAUGACUGACCGCUGCUGUAAGCUGCCCCUUCCAGAGCAAGCCUGCUGUGCCGAGGAGGAGAAAACAUCCUACAUCAGUGACCUGUGUGGCCCCCAGCGUGACUUCUGGCGAGACUCUGCCUUCUGCUGUAAGAUGAGUCCUGGGGAUGAACAGACCAACUGCUUCAACGUCAACUACCUGAGGAAUGUGGCUCUGGUGGCCGGGGACUGGGGGGACGCCAAGGGCCAGGAGAAACAGGACCCGACUCAGGGAACAACUAGCAGCCCCACCUCUGAAGCCAAGGAAAAGUGAGUCACCCCAGAACCUGGAAGGAUCAGAUUGGGUGAACCCCACCCCACCCCGCCCUCCUUGAAUACGCAUUGCAGUCAACACCUCUGGGAUUUGGUGUCCUCGUUGUCUCACACACAAACACGCCCUCCUAAGCCUGGCUGCUGGCAUUUUCUUCAGUGACUGAACCCUGAGGCCCACUGCCCUGCCCUGCCCUCACAGGGCAGAAGUCGAACCAUAAAUAAAUGGCUUAACCUC
Pipistrellus kuhlii (Kuhl's pipistrelle) is the source of this 2019-nucleotide messenger RNA. RefSeq names its product extracellular matrix protein 1 (gene ECM1). The record is from RefSeq and is a predicted model, not a curated record. The transcript has 11 exons. Gene Ontology annotation, cellular component: extracellular region. Bases 148 to 1785 code for a protein of 545 amino acids. NCBI's taxonomy places the organism in Eukaryota, Metazoa, Chordata, Mammalia, Chiroptera, Vespertilionidae. Gene Ontology annotation, biological process: regulation of bone mineralization; signal transduction.